This is a messenger RNA of Cavenderia fasciculata, 4590 nucleotides long. It is a transcript of the gene pARTg, whose product is annotated as U box domain-containing protein. The record is from RefSeq and is a predicted model, not a curated record. Gene Ontology annotation, cellular component: cytoplasm; nucleus. Lineage: Eukaryota; Evosea; Eumycetozoa; Acytosteliales; Cavenderiaceae. Gene Ontology annotation, molecular function: transcription corepressor activity; NAD+ poly-ADP-ribosyltransferase activity. The transcript has 6 exons. The coding region runs from base 1 to 4590 and encodes 1529 amino acids. Gene Ontology annotation, biological process: negative regulation of gene expression.
AUGAGAUCUGACGCUCCACCUUUUCAACCAAACAAUCAGAACAACAGAGAUUUACCUCUUCCACAACAACAACAAAAUGUUUCUCUUCAACAACAUCUAGGAUCAUCAAAGAUAAAGUUUAUCUUUGAAAAAAGAAUAGAUAGUAUUAAAGAGUUGGAGAGAUCGUAUGAUGGUCUCAAAAUUGAAGCAAAAGGGGAAAGAUUAGACAUUACAGUUGCAGUUGGUGAAGAUGAGACUAUCAAACAACAGGUCACUCAACAAGUAGUUGGACUAGUUAGUGAUUGGGGUUCUGAAACAAUCCAUCUUUACGAUGUAUACAAAGAUGUGGCAUUGGUCAUAGCCAAUCGUUUAGAGACUCGUAAUGCUACCGAUAAAUAUGUAACAUUUAUCGUAGAGGUUACCCAUUCAAUUGAAUUUAAUCAAUUAAAGGAUAUCACCAUCUCAUUCCACGGUAUCUCUUCUCACGUCACUAGAAUCAAGGAUCAAAUCACUCGAUCGAUGGUACCUGUUAGUAACCCUCCUACAACAUCGUACCAAUCACUCUUGUCAUUGAUAUCGUCUGGUGUAAAGGUUCAACAAUCGAUUGAAAACUCCAAUGCCUUUCUUCAAGACAAAGUUAACUCUUUUACGCUCCAUGCUCUAAACCAAACUGGUUGGACUGAAGCUGAUAACAUUAUCACUGCAUGGUUAAAUGGUUCUCUAUCUCCAGUACAGCCAUCGACCUCUACCACUUCCCCAUCCUCCUCUACCACCUCCACUACCUCCACCAACCCUGUUCCAUCCUCAACCAACUCUGUUCCAUCUUCCUCUACCACCACCCCUGCUCCAUCUUCCUCUACCACCACCCCUGCUCCAUCAUCCUCUGUAUCAUCCCCCACCAACUCUGUUCAAUCUUCCUCUAACACCUCCAUCUCCACACCUCCAUCAUCCACAACCUCCACCAACCCUGUUCCAUCCUCAACCAACUCUGUUCCAUCAUCCUCUACCGCCACCCCUGCCCCAUCAUCCUAUGCUCCAACAGUGGUAGGAGGAAAAUCCCCAGACUCAUUGGUUCAACAAAAGGCUGACCCCAGCAGUGUUGUUGAAGCCUCAAAACAAAAAAAGAAAAAAGAGAAAAAACAACAAGUAAAGAUCAACUAUAACAAGCAACUUUGGGGAUACCUCAAGUUUGAAUUUUUUGGGCAACAACAAAGAUGGGCUGAUGCAAUGGCCCAACAACAACUAAAGGGUCAUAUUGGAGAGCUUGUAAAAAAGGAUGGUACUAUCACCAUUUCAGGAGAACAUUGUAAAGAGAUUAAAAAGAUUGUUCAAGACCAUAUCAAUACCAUUCGCUCUGAAUGUGUUGAAAUCAAACUUCCAUUCUCAUCCGAUCUUUAUCGCGAACAUAUUAUAACUCAAGCUAGAUUCCACAAGCUUCAUGUUUGUUGGAAUAGUUUUGAUAAUCCACAUUGGAAAGGUGGAGAUUAUAUUUAUACUCAACAACAAAAUGAUAAAAAGAAAUCAGAUAAUUUUGUUCAAAGUCCAAUCAAAGAGGAACAACCAAAAGAUAAACUUGAUUUUUAUAUCACAAGUACCAAUCCAAAAGAUAUUCAAGCUAUGGUUCAAUACCUCCAUUAUCUUUCACAAUGUAAAACUACAGUACCUCUAAACGAAGAUGAAAAGGGACCUGUCUUUACAGAAUUUAAAAGUGACAAACAAGUUUACUUUCUGACUAGAACCAAUGCUGCAAUCAUCAUUGAAGCAGUCAAUCAAACGGCACUAGCCGAAAUGGAAUCCAAAAUUAAAAAUUUUAUAUUAAAGAUUAAAACUGUAAUGAAAGAAUAUAAAUUGGAACCAUUUGAAGCAGACUAUUUAAGUCAAAAGAAAAUAUUUGAAGAUAUUCAAAUUAAAUAUCCAAGUAUUAGAAUGGAGCGUAUUGCAUCUGUGAUAGACUCUGCGUCGACUGUAUCCAUUCAAGGGACCUCUGAAAAGCGUAUUGCUGAUAAUCAAGACUCGACUGUACAAGUAUUACUCCACUACAAAAAGUUUGAAGAGUUUAAAAUCAAUUUCAAGACACUGGUUGCCUAUGGAAACAAAGAUGAUGCUACCAAUCUUGCACAAGAAAUCAAGUCUUAUAGUGACGCACUUGUUCAGAUUGAAUCAAGACCAGACAAUAUCAAGCAAUUGACUAGAAUGUUGAUCAUUGACAAGACAGGUUUAAAAGAACAAAUUGAACAAGAUUUCAAUGCCAACAUUAUCAGUGACGUCGACGUAAUUAGAAUCACUGCCGAGUCAAUUGAAGAUGCCAAGUCUGUUGAAAAACAACUUCAAGACUUACUUUUAAAUCAACCCAAGGAUACAAAACGUAUUGAAUUUAAAUGUAUUAUUUAUAAAUUAAUGGUAGCAUCAAGAAUUGUGUUUAGAGAAAGAGAUGUUUCAGUCAAGUUUAAUAAUAAUGAUUAUACAGCUACGGUGAUGGGAGAGCCCAAAGGUGUGGCCAAGGUGUAUCAAAGUAUAUUGGAUGAAAAGAAAAAGAUUGAAGCUUCAAUGAUAUCAGAAUCAAUCACAAUCGAUCAAAACGAACAUGAUAUUCUCUUUGAUACCACUCAAAGACACAACUCUAAUUUACAAAAGAAAUGUGAAGUAUCUAUUGAACUUGUUGACACCGACACCAUUACCAACCCCCAACAACAACAAGUCCGUGAAGCACCGAUGAGUUUGACACUGUCAAACAAAAGAACACUUGUAAUCAAAUACGGACAAAUUGAAAAAGAGCAAGUAGAUGCUAUUGUCAACCCUGCCAACUCUGAUCUUCAACAUGGUGGCGGUGCUGCAGCAUCAAUCGCAAAGGCUGCAGGUCCAGACCUAGAAUCUUAUUGUAACAAAUACGUCAGUCGCCAUGGUCUGGUGCGGGUUGGAUCAUCAAUCCUUACCUCGCCAUACAAUAUCCCCACAUGUAAACAUAUCAUCCAUUGUGUAGGUCCAAACCUAUCAAUUCCAAGUGAAGCAGCCAAAAAAGAGUUGUUGCUAAAGAAUACCAUACAUUCAGCCCUUCACCUAGCAGAGAUGCAUAGGGUCGAAUCUGUUGCAUUACCAGCCAUUAGCUCAGGUAUCUUUGGAUACAAUAUCAAAGAUUCUGCACCAAUAAUGAUUGCAAUCGCAAUCGAAUUCCUUGAAGGCUCGGCCAAAAAUCUCAAAGAGAUUAGAUUUGUUGAUAUCAACAACGACACUCUCUCUACUCUAAAAAGUGCACUAGAUGCACAUCAAAAGCCAAAACCAGUUUUUGGUAGCCCGACUCAAAUCAAGUCAAUAUCAAGGGAGAGCAUUGAUUAUACUGUAAAUAACGUGGUUGCUCAAACCCCUCUUCUAUACACUUGGAAAUGGCAAGAAAACAAUGGAGAGAUGAUGCCAUACGAUAGAGAUCAAGCAGAACAAAUCGAAGCAGCUUAUAAUGCAAGAAAACCAUCUCUCGAGGUUAUUGGUGAUCUGCAUGGUAUUAAGAAUGGAACAAACUAUUAUGUACGAUUCCCAGAUUAUAAUAAGCCUACUUCAUGGUAUCAAGUUAGAACCAAAGAUCCUUACACCCAUCGUCUUGUAACUAGAACACAAUUAUCUAAUCCUUCUACUACAACAACAACAACAACAACAACUACAACUGACAAUAGAUAUUUCCCACAACAAAUCAAUCAACAAAACAUUAAUAAUAAUAAUAAUAAUAAUAAUAAUAAUAAUAAUUCAACAACUAAAUUGUUGAAAAUUAAGGUUAUUGGUAAAUUGGAAUCAAUCAAGAUGUUUAAAGAGGAAUUUAAAAAGAUUAUUUUGGAGAAUAGAAAGAGCAUCAAAGUGGACAAGAACUUGGGAGCUGAUGAUGAAAUGAUGAUUAUGAGUACUGCCAAAGAUUUGGGUGUGAUCAUGAAAAAGGUAGAGGUCAUCAAUGGUGGUAGCACUGGUGGAUACACAUUGGAAGGUCUACAAAACAAGGUAUCUGAAAUCCAAAUCCUCAUUCUAGAACAUUCAACUCAAUCACAAGCCAUGCAAUACCCCCCUCUAUGGAACAAAGAUCAUAAAAAGUGUUAUACCAAUUUAUCAAGAGGAACGGAAUGGGAUAGAAUCCAAAAAAGAAUGAAUCUAACAAUGCCAAACACUACCAUUACAAACAUUCAAUUUAUUCAAAAUGAAGAAGUUUUUAUCAAGUUUUAUCAAAGACAAGAAUUAUUAAAAUUAAAAAAUGUAUCACCUAAUGAACUUGAACUAUUCCAUGGAACUAGAACUACAGAUCCAUCAAUGAUAUGUCAUAGUAGCGAUGGAUUUGAUUUUAGAUUCUCAAAUGACCAAUGUAUGUGGGGAAAUGGAAACUAUUUUGCUGUCAAUGCUUCCUAUUCUCACAACUACUCAUUUGCCAAAGCAAACCAAAGACAAUUUAUUCUUGCCUUGGUGUUGACCGGUAAUUCGCUCCCAUGUGCCGCAGAACGACUCAGAAUCCCACCAUACCUACCAAACUCGCAAAACGAGAGAUACGAUACUGUAUCUGGUCAUACAAACGGAAGUACUGUCUAUAUCUCUUAUGAUAAUGCAUUAUCAUAUCCAUAUUAUCUAAUCACUUAUCAAUAA